GUUUGCAUGCCUCGAUCCUCGUUCAUUAGAUAAAUCUUGCUCACGUGCUUAUCGUAAACCUCCAGAAGAGUUACAACUGGAGUUUGACUUAUUCACUUGCAAAGAGACGUUUAAAUUUGCAAGUGAUGUGACAAUGUUUCGGGAUAGUAAUGAAUUAUCAGAUCAUGGUGCUUUUGGUGGUAUUUUAUUAAUAGUUUUAAGUUGGGUUUACAGAUUUCAACAGUGA
Racocetra persica is the source of this 226-nucleotide messenger RNA. The record is from the annotation of a GenBank genome assembly. NCBI's taxonomy places the organism in Eukaryota, Fungi, Glomeromycota, Glomeromycetes, Diversisporales, Gigasporaceae.